Molecule: messenger RNA, 2335 nt
Organism: Carassius carassius (crucian carp)
Lineage: Eukaryota; Metazoa; Chordata; Actinopteri; Cypriniformes; Cyprinidae
Product: cholecystokinin receptor type A-like
Exons: 5
Coding region: 260-1606 (448 amino acids)
Biological process (GO): neuropeptide signaling pathway
Cellular component (GO): membrane
Molecular function (GO): neuropeptide receptor activity; gastrin receptor activity
Source: RefSeq, a predicted model, not a curated record
UUGAUGAUAUACGGGAUUGGAUCUAGCCUACUUUACGUACUUUGCCCGUUUUAUUUUGUUAGGCUAUUUUUUUUUUUCCUUUUAACAUCUCAAUAGAAACCCGUUUUAUCUUGCAUAUAUAACUAUGAAUUAGGAUAAAACAUGUGUCUUAAUAUAGAAUGCAGCUCUCUGGCAUUAUGGCAGAGCAAAUGUUGCCUGCAAUUAAUUUGGAUAGAUCUGUGUCUAUAUUGCGAAGGACAGUGAGAAUAUAUCAGAAAAUAUGGAGACAUUUACAAUUCACGAUAUGCUCAUCAAUUCCACUGAUAUUUAUAAAAUUUUAUGUGGACCAGGAAUCGAGAAUUUGUCGGAGUGUAAAAAUGAUAAUAACAGCACGUCCGAGCCAAAAGACAUGAAGCAGUCGGUGCGGAUCGCUCUGUAUGUGCUCAUCUUCCUCCUGAGCUUCAUUGGGAACAGCCUCAUCAUCACCGUUCUGCUGCGGAACCGGCGCAUGCGGACGGUAACGAACCUGUUCCUGCUGUCUCUGGCCGUCAGUGAUCUGAUGUUGAGUGUCUUCUGCAUGCCCUUCACACUCAUCCCAAACCUCAUGAAGGACUUCAUCUUCGGCCCCGGCAUGUGUAAAGUGGCCACGUACUUCAUGGGUAUUUCGGUGAGCGUAUCCACAUUCAACCUCGUGGCCAUCUCUCUGGAGCGCUACAGUGCCAUUUGCAACCCCCUUAAGUCCCGCACAUGGCAGACGAAAUCCCACGCUACAAAAGUCAUCACAGCCACUUGGGUCGUGUCUUUUCUGCUCAUGCUGCCCUAUCCGAUAGGCAACACUCUGGUGCCUUUCAUGCGCAGGAACAACAGCACAGGCCACAUGUGCCGUUUGGUUUGGCCAAGUGAUGUCAUGCAGACCUGGUAUGUUUUCCUGUUGCUGAUACUCUUUCUCGUGCCUGGCAUCAUAAUGGUGACGGCUUAUGGCCUCACCUCACUCGAACUCUACAGGGGAAUCAAAUUUGAAACGGCUAAAAGGAAAUCAAACAGAGAGAAAGAACACAGCGCUUCCAGUCUGAAAAAUAGUGAUGGCUGCUACUUCCAACCCUUGAGGAGAAAGCGUCCCGAACCCAUGACGCCCGGCUUCAGCAAUCCAAAAUGCAAACUGCGAAGGGUUUGCAGCAACAGCCCUACAGCAAACCUCAUGGCCAAGAAACGGGUCAUUCGCAUGCUGCUGGUGAUCGUGGGGCUGUUCUUCCUCUGCUGGACGCCCAUCUUCGUUGGUAAUGCCUGGAGGGCGUUUGACAGACGUUCAGCCGAUCGUGUCCUCUCAGGAGCGCCGAUCUCUUUCAUCCACUUGCUUUCCUACACCUCGGCCUGCGUCAACCCCAUAGUCUACUGUUUUAUGAACAACCGCUUCAGACAGGGUGUGCUGGCGACGUUCAGCUGUCGUAAGACUGAUUUCGAGGAAGUAAGCAGGAGCAGCACCCGACGUAGCGCCAGAGGAGCUGGAGGGCAGAGAACGCUGUGUGGAGAAACCGAUGUGACCAGACAGGCUGAUGGUAACACACAAAGCUCAGGAACACGUUCCAGGCUAACUGACAUCAGUAUCCGUGGCUCAGCACAAGCAUAACUGGCACUCGUUAAACCCUGAAAUUUUCAGUAUAUUAGCCCAACAAGAAGUUUAUCUUGAGUAAAAUGUAAAGAAAAAUAUAAGAUCAGUGUCAAAAUCUGUCAAAGCUUUAGUAAAAAGGCUGCUAACGGAAGAGAGUCUUGUUGUACUGAUGAUAAAAGAAAGCACAAGCAUGCAGACAGUAGCUGAUAAUAUCACUGAAAUGCUGAUAGUAUCCAGUGCUUAAAUUUAGUAUGUCACUGUUAAAUAAACAGCAGCACCAAACAGAGCAAGACUGUGGCCUUCAGUCCUCAUUACAGUACAGACUAAGACAAAGUCAUAAAGGAGUUUUGUCUCUCUAAUUUUCUGGCUCACCUACGUAUACUGUAAAAAAUUAUAUGACCAUUAAGUUAUUACAACUUGUGUUUUUACAUUAACUCAUCAAAGUUAAGCAAUUUUCAACUUUAUUUUAUAACUCAUUCUUUAAGCCAAUUUAACUGAAGUUAAAAUUAUUUUAACGGCUGAGUUGCUUGCUCUUAAAAAGUUAAUGCAAUUCAUUUGAUUUCCUUGCCUUUGACUUGAUUUGUGUGUGUGUGUGUGUGUGUGUUACUAUCAAAGUAAUCGUGCGGAUGUUUUGAGAUAUUGCUUCUAACUACACUACCAUUCAAAAGAUUGGUUGAGGUUGAGAUGUUUUUAAAAUAACUCUCUUCUGCUCACUAAGGCUGCAUUUAUUGAAUCAAAAAUACAGUA